CUCGGCACACUUUCAAAAGAAAAAAACGCCGAAUUCAAAACUGAUCCUUGUGCAAUUUUGACAACAGCAAGCGGAUUUUGAGGAAGAACUUCACUGCCUGGUGGCAAUGGGCGCUGGACAGUGCGCAAACCUCAACAAAGUUGUACCUCAAGAAGGGGAAUUGCUCGGCCCAUAUCUAGCAAACUGCGUUAUUAUGUCAUUUCUAAGUAUAACAUCUGUAAUAGGGAACGUAUUAAUCUUGGUUGCGAUUUGCAGAGCUCCUGAAUUUCUUCGCCAGCCAUCGUAUUUUCUCUUGCUCAAUUUGGCUGUUGCCGAUUUGUGCGUUGGGUUUAUAGCCGAACCUCUCUACGUGAUAUACAAAAUAUCUUAUUUAUUCAAUCCAUUCUCUGUAAUGUCCUGUUACGCAGGGUAUGUGUUUAACCUAGUGUCUUUUCUUUUGACGUCGCUAUCGCUUUGGACCGCAGCAGCAAUUUCUCUGGAUCGAUUGAUGGCCCUUCAUCUUCAUUUGAAGUAUACCUCCAUCGUAACCAAGCAGAGAGUUGUUAUAUUGAUUGCUGCUUUGCUUGUAUUAAGCGUGGCUUUCGCUUCCAUGUUUGAAUGGGCCAUCGACGAGCAGAACACUGUGUUGGCGUGUGCGAACUCUCUCGCUUUGCUCAUCGCAUUGUUGUCUUACGUAAGGAUAUUCCAAAUCUUGCGCUACCAUCAACGACAAAUUUCUAGUCAUCAGGUUGGCGAAAUAUCAUCGUUCACCGACGGCGGGGAAAUGGACUCAACGGGUACCUCCUUUCAGGGAGAGGAGAUAAGGGAAAAACGAAGAGAAGCUACUAAAGACGUCAAUGGAAAUAGACGAAAUGAAAUGCGAAGCGAUAACGUACAAAUGGUGGACAAAGGUGAAGAUCAAAGACCUGACGGUGAAAAUCAUAUCAAGGACAACAAGAAAUUGCAGACGAAGGUAUCAUUUGUCUCCCGUGAGAAUCAUGGAUGCUUUUCUUCAAAAGAAGACUUGGAAAGUCUACGAGUAGGUGGUGAAAUGAACAUUGCUGAAGAUAAAGGUCAUGAAGAAGACGAGAUGCAUCUAAAAUUCGGGAGCACAAGUGCUCAACUUGGGAAAAGGACACUAGACCAUUCACGAGAAGAGGAAAUAGAUGUACAGAAAAUCGAAGAAGGAAAAGAAAAAUUAAUAAGAGUAGAAGUGAAUGAAGCGAGAAGGAAUGGAAAAAGAAGCAGUGAAAUGAACCACGAAUGCCCAAUCGAGAUGAAGGCUUUGAGUACUUUGCGAGCAGAUCGAAAUAAUACUCGAAACAAUCAAAUGAAAGGAGAAAAUUCCGUUGUCCCAGAGAAGCAUAACGAAAGCAGGUCAUCAGAGGGCGAAAUUAAUUUUAAGGGAUUUGAAAAAAAUCAGAAUCGUUUGUUAAUAACUGAAGCACCUUCCAUUAGACAGAUAACACAAGAAAGAUCACUUGAAAUGACUGCCAAAUGUGUCACCAUUGUUGGCCAUGGUAGGACCAAUACAGACGUCAACGAGCAAAGUGAUAUUAAUAUUGUCAAUAGAAGGAAAAAGUUUCAAAUGAGAAAGUUCAAGAAGUCGUUUUAUAACAUGUUUGUUAUAUGGUUUCUCAUGUUACUGUGCUAUUUACCCCUUAUAUGCACAUCUAUAUCGUUCCUAUUGAUUGGGCGUAGUUAUUCUAUGCACCUCGCGUUCAAUUUCACAACAUCUGUAAUGUUCAUGAAUUCUAGCAUAAAUCCUAUCUUGUUUUGUUGGAGAAUACGUGAGUUUCGCGCAGCUGUAAAGAAAACACUUAAAGAAGUGUUUGGAUUUCGGAGCAAUCGCGGUACCUGAUGUAACACUGAUAUGAGAAGAUAUCAAUUAUGUAAACCUUGAAUACAUUAGAUGUGUUUAGUUCAUCUUCAAAGCUUGAAAAAGAACCACUAGGGGUUUGUGGUGUGUGGGUGAGAACUUCACGCUCUCAACAGCUAACCAAAUACCAUAAUUUAUAUUUUCCAAAAACAUAUCUGCAAUUUGAAAGCUCUUUUCUUCUAUGAGAGUAAUACGUUACAACGCUUUGAUGUGAUAAUUGUAAUGAAAUGUCAGUGUGGCGGAAAAUAGUAAAGAGUUAUGUAUAAAUUCUUAUAACUUGUCUGAGACAUUGGAAGCUAUCUUUCUUGGCUUUGCUUACAAAGUGUCGUGUCUUUCUGUCAUCCCCACAAAAGCUGUGUUUGUCAUCACUCUGAGAAGCGUUAGUCAAGCUUCAUUCAUGUACGUCAGUGCAAUUUACAU
Messenger RNA from Pocillopora damicornis (cauliflower coral), 2278 nucleotides. RefSeq lists its product as uncharacterized. Gene Ontology annotation, biological process: G protein-coupled receptor signaling pathway. Gene Ontology annotation, molecular function: G protein-coupled receptor activity. NCBI's taxonomy places the organism in Eukaryota, Metazoa, Cnidaria, Anthozoa, Scleractinia, Pocilloporidae. The record is from RefSeq and is a predicted model, not a curated record. Gene Ontology annotation, cellular component: membrane.